Bacidia gigantensis is the source of this 1320-nucleotide messenger RNA. RefSeq lists its product as uncharacterized. The record is from RefSeq and is a predicted model, not a curated record. Gene Ontology annotation, biological process: peptide catabolic process; proteolysis. Lineage: Eukaryota; Fungi; Ascomycota; Lecanoromycetes; Lecanorales; Ramalinaceae. Gene Ontology annotation, cellular component: cytoplasm. Bases 1 to 1320 code for a protein of 439 amino acids. The transcript is spliced from 4 exons. Gene Ontology annotation, molecular function: zinc ion binding; peptide binding; metalloaminopeptidase activity.
AUGUCAGGCAAUGCAACAACAAACGAUCUUUGGGCCGCUUUGAGCGAGGCGUCUGGAAAGGACGUCAAAACCUUUAUGGAUGCGUGGAUCACCAAAAUUGGCUUUCCGGUAGUUACAGUUGCAGAGGAGCCAGGGCAAAUUGGCGUUCAACAAAGUCGGUUCCUAUCCGCAGGUGAUGUAAACCCUGAAGAAGACACAACGCAGUGGUGGAUUCCUCUGGGACUUAAGACUGCCAACAACGCUACCCCAGCAAGUCAGGAACUUGCUACUAAAGCAGAGACACUUCGCAACGUAGAUGAGUCAUUCUAUAAAUUUAACAGCUACCAGAAUGGGUUCUACAGAACAAAUUAUCCGCCAGAACGUCUUGCAAAACUUGGCGCGGAAAAGUCUAAGCUUGCGGUGGAAGAUCGUAUUGGCCUAGUUGCAGAUGCUGAAGCCAUGGCUGUUGCUGGGCUUGGGACAACAGCCGGCCUGUUAACAUUGGUCGAGAAAUUUCAAGACGAAAGCAGUAAAGCGGUUUUUGCACAGAUAGCGGGAUCUUUGGCCACUAUUCGCUCUGCUUUUGCUGAGAACGAAGCAGUAACGCGAGGUUUGCAAGCCUUCACGCAGCAACUAUUUUCUCCUGUGGCGGAAAAGGUUGGUUGGAAACAAGCUCAAGGCGAAGACUAUCUGACAGGUCAACUUCGCGCUCUCGCAAUUCGGGUAGUAGGCGGUGCUGGUCAUCAAAAAGUGAUUCAAGAGGCACAACGCCAAUUCGCCGCUUACGUCUCCGGCGAUAAGACUGCAAUUCACCCAAGUCUAAGGAUUCCAGUCUUCCGUAUUGUCAUCGAAAACGGAGGCGCUUCUGAGUACAAAGCGUUGAAAAAUGAGUAUGCGCAGACUACCUCGAUAGACGGUAAAGAUGUUUGCUUGACAGCUAUGGGCCAAGUCCCCACAGCGGAAUUGGCUAAAGACUUCCUGGACUUCCAAUUCUCUGAUGAAGUUGCGACGCAAGACGUUCAUACUGGAUCCAUAUCUCUGGCUUCGAAUCCGAAAGGAAGGAGAGUUCUGUGGGAUUAUUUCCGGAGCGAGUGGAAGACGGUUUCGAACAAACUGGCAGCAAGGCCGAUCAUUAUGGACCGCUAUAUCAAGUCCACUCUUUCCAAGUACGCAAGUCAGGAGAUGGAGCAGAGCAUAUCAGAUUUUUUCAAAGAUAAGAAUACGGAAGGCUAUGACAGAGGUCUGCAACAGGUGCUAGAUAAAGUACGAACAAAUGCAAGGUAUCGCGAGCGCGAUGAAAUGCUGGUCUUAGAAUGGCUACAGGCACACCAAUAUGCCUGA